AUGGAGGUCUUUUCCAAAUAUUUCCGACGUCUUUUAACGGGCAACGCCCCUCAGAUCUUCCCGGGCCUCAACAGAUCGGUUGAAAAUGCGGGAAACUACCCUCUCCUCGUUCAAGAGAUGCAGAAAGUGUCUCAAGAUAUAGAACAAGCACAGAAGAUUGCGGAGUCCGUUGAUACCUCGGAGGGCGACAUCUUUCGCGACUUCGAUCUUUCCACAUUCCUCGAUCACUUCAAACUCGACCCCCUUGUGAAAGUUGCCCUUGCUUUGGCCUUCAAAACUGCAACGAAGUCGGAUCUUCGUGCUAAAGCCGACGCCAUCCUUUCCAACUCCAUCAAUCCCUUCCUCCAGAGUCUCGCGAACCCAACCGAUGUGACCAAGGAAUAUAUGAACGCGUUCGUUGGCUUCGUGAUUGAACGCUUCAUUCUGUACCCCCCCCGCAAUUUCACCGACGAUGUGAAAUCCAAGCUGGUGUAUGCGACCAAUUUGCGCUACCAGAAACUGGGAGUGGAUAUGCCAUUUGAGGUGGCGUCCGCUCUGCAAAUGUUCAAUUUUGUCAACCCGAGGUACACUUUGGUGCGCCAAUUCCAUUCAAAGGGACCGAAGGCCACGUCGAGCGUCGAUGCGGUGAAAGAAGUGGUCGCCGCAGCCGGAUCGGAUUGCUGGAGCGAAGAACAUAUCGCGAGUGCGUUGCUCUUUCUCGUCCUGGCUCAGUACUGGCGGGAUUUCUCUUUGGAGACUUACUUGGCCGCCGUGAAGUCUCAUUACGGAGAAAAGCAGCUCAACUGGCCUCUUAUCUUCCGUAAUUUUGACCGCGAGGGCCUCAGGAUCGAUGCACGACAAUUCGCCAAGUUGUAUUCUGUUUUGCUAGCAGCUGCCGCCGAAGAUUCGACCCUCGAUGUUCAGAAGCUUUGGGGUGGAGACUGGGAACAUCGUGAUACCCAGUUGUCGUUCUUGACGGCUUUCAUUGGCUCCAGGACCGACGUAUCCCAAAUCCCCAAUCUCCGCGCAACAUUUCCCCCCGACUUCUUUGCGGAAGGCCCCGAACUUGUUCGCCUUCAAGGGGAGCGCGCAACAAAGUCGCCUCUUCGGUCGUUGGAUGCCAUGAGAGCUAUCUUUGAUCUGGCGCUCUUCUCCCAAGCCGCCUGGGCUGCAACGGAAAGCCAAAUGCUUAUUAAGACGGUCGUACAGCAUGAUCUUCCAGUCUUCCUAUGUUCCGCACUAGCUCUUCCUCAGCCGUGGACAAACGUCCAGCAGAGCUUUGCUCUGCGAACGCUCAUUGUAUUCAUAUUGAAGCAGGAGGAAGGCUAUCAGCUUGCACUCCACGGCGCAUGGCAUCAAGAUCGGCAAUGGGUAGCAGAACAAUUGUUCACCACAUUCACGCAGGAUCCGACCUCAACUGCUGCCAUUUACGAGCACGCCGUGGAGUACAACUGGCUCGACUAUCUCCUUGGCUACACAAAUGGCCUGGCUAUGGAUCUUGCCUGUUACGCUCACCGCAAGAAGCCUUUUGACCUGGAACAGUGGGUUCGCAACGCUGCCCAGAAAGGCCCUAUGGACAUGGGCAGCCUGUUGUCCCGGUUCUUGAGGAUCAAAGCGGAAGAUGAACUCCACGUUCAGAGAAGGGAACAACCUGCUCCUCAGAUGGUCAGCCUUUCCGUGAAGACCGUCUAUACCUUGCUCUCGGUGCUCGAGGAGUACGUCGGAGACCGUGAAAAUCUUACACCGGUGCAACGAAUUUGCAUCCAGACGUAUCCUCGCUUGAUCAAUUACGGGGAGGGCUUCGAUGACAUUAUCGAUGCAAACGGCGAAAAUGGCAACGCCCUUCCCGAGGCCGUCGACAAACAAAUGCAGGACUUGUUCGGCAAGAUGUACCACGAGGAGCUGUCCUUGAGAGAAAUUUUGGAGCUGAUGCGCCGGUACAAAUCCUCACGCGAGCCUGCCGAGCAAGAUCUCUUCGCUUGCAUGGUCCAUGGCCUGAUCGACGAGUACCACUGUUACAACGAAUACCCCCUGGAGGCCUUGACGAAAACAGCUGUCAUGUUUGGUGGUAUCAUCAACUAUAGGCUGGUCGAUGGUAUUACGUUAAAGGUCGGCCUUGGAAUGAUUCUGGAAGCAGUGCGGGAGCAUGAAAUGCAUGACCCUAUGUUCAAGUUCGGAGUUGAGGCAAUCGAACAGUUAAUGAGCCGCCUUCCCGAAUGGGCUGGCUUCUGCCAUCUUCUCCUACAGAUUCCCACCUUACAAGGGACCCCGAUCUUCCAGAAGGCCGAAGAGGUGCUACAUGAGCAAGGUGGUCAAGUCAGAGACUCGGAGGCAGCGAGAGCCGACAAUACUCCCGGGAUAACUACGGCCAAUGGAAGUGCGGACGAGACCGCCGCCACGGAUGGAUCAGGUCGCAAGUUUAUCUCGAUCCACGUUGACCCGCCACUCCGACCUGAAGUUUACCAUGACCCCGAUGAGGAGGUGCAAGACAAGAUUCUUUUCGUGUUGAACAACGUUUCAGAACAAAACAUCGAGGAGAAAUUACAAGACCUCACUGAUGUUCUACGCGAUCAGCAUCACCAAUGGUUUGCUUCCUACCUGGUCGAAGAACGUGCAAAGCUGCAACCCAACUUCCAGCAGCUGUACCUCGAUCUCCUUGACCGUAUCAAUGAUAAGAUGCUGUGGUCCGAAGUUCUUCGCGAGACGUACGCCAGUGUGUCCAAAUUGCUCAAUUCCGAGAAUACACUGAACUCGUCAACCGAUCGUGGCCAUCUGAAGAAUCUCGGGGCAUGGCUCGGGUCAUUGACCAUAGCCAAGGACAAGCCUAUCAAACAUAAGAAUGUGUACUUCAAGGGGCUUCUUUUGGAAGGGUUUGAUAGCCAGCGGCUGACGAUUGUGAUCCCAUUCACCUGUAAGGUGCUAGUGCAAGCUCACAAGUCUACCGUUUUCAAACCGCCCAAUCCAUGGCUCAUGGAUAUCCUUGCCCUCUUGAUGGAGCUCUAUCACUUUGCGGAGUUGAAGUUGAAUCUCAAGUUCGAAAUAGAAGUCCUCUGCAAAGACCUUGACCUUGAUCACAAAACGAUCGAACCUUCUGUUAUUAUUCGCGACCGGUCCGCGCACAUUGAAGAUGCUCUAUCGACGGCGAAUAUCCCAGAUGGACUCGAAGCGUUUGAAGAUAUGACUCUCACAGGCAUCAACCAGGGCAUUCGACAUGAGAGAAUGUCUCCCGCCGCCAUCAUGUCGACUCUCCCAAGCCUCGACAAGAUCCUCGUCCUGCCAUCCUCGGCGAGUAGCAUGGUUGACCCUAAUGUUCUUAGACAAAUCGUGCACAGUGCCGUGGAAAGGGCUAUCGCGGAGAUCAUAACUCCUGUUGUGGAACGGUCCGUAACUAUCGCUUCCAUCUCCACCGUCCAACUGGUGUCGAAGGAUUUCGCUAUGGAGCCCGACGAGGAGAAGGUCCGUCAUGCGGCCGGCAUCAUGGUGCGCCAACUUGCUGGCAGCCUGGCUCUUGUCACCUGCAAGGAGCCCCUCAAAGUCAGCAUGACCAAUUAUAUUCGGAUGAUUCAACAGGACUACUCAGACCAGCCUAUGCCUGAGGGACUCAUUUUGAUGUGUGUCAAUGAUAACCUGGAUGCUGCCUGCGGCAUUGUCGAGAAAGCAGCAGAAGAAAAAUCUCUCCCCGAAAUCGAGAAAGUCAUCGAGCCUCAAUUAGAGGCUCGCCGACGUCAUCGUGCUGCUCGUCCCAAUGAACCGUUCAUCGAUCCUUCUAUGAACCGCUGGGGUCUUUUCAUUCCCGAGCCUUACCGUCAAGCCCCGGGUGGCCUGAACAAGGAACAGCUGGCUAUUUAUGAAGAGUUCGCACGCCAGUCUCGGGGACCAAGCACGGCUCACGUCCAAAACGUGUCUACCGACUCUGGUCGGCAGCUUCCAGAUGUCCUUCAAGAAUCUUAUCCCGCAAUUCCCAACCUUUCCACACCUGCAGAGCAACCUGCUGUUCCCCACAGGACGCCGCAAGCACAGCAGGAAGCUCGUUUGCAACAGUCGGGACUUGUUGGGGCUCAGUCUCAGCUGAACGGAUUCCUCGAGGCACAGAAUCCCCGUGAAAAGGUUGAAACCUUAGUCUCUGAGCUCCAACAGGCGGCACGAAAUGCACCGGAGGAGCGCGUCAAAGAACUCGGCAGGGAUAGCAAUGUGUUGCAGGAGUACAACCAAGUUUUGCGUGCUAUCCUCGCCUCGCCAAAUGGCGAAGAGUUGGCCAGGCUGAUGUCCUUGAAGAUAUGCAGCAUCCUCUAUUCGCAAACCCAGGGGACCCUAGAGAUUGAAGUGCUGGUACACCUUCUCGCCAAAUUGUGUGACAUGUCUUCUCUGGUCGCGCGGUAUGCCUGGGCGGUUCUGUCGGAGGUUGAUGACGAGCACAUGUUCAACGUUCCAGUGACUGUCGCCCUCAUCGACGCUGGUCUCAUGGAUAUCCGCCGCGUUGAUAUGAUAUUGACGAGACUCAUCCUCCAGAAGAACACCGCUGCGCUGGAUGUGCUCGCCAAUCUCAUGGACCGAGUCCUCUUCAACGAAGAGCCAUCGGCCCUGAGAUCAGAUUUCUCCGGCAGUCUUGAAGCAAUGAGCCAAUGGUUGGCGGAAGAUUCCAAUGUUUCUACUGCCAACGAAAUUAUCCGCAAGUUGCGCGAGUCUGGGAUUCCGGAAGUGGUUAACCCCCUCCUCAGUGACAAGGCCAGAUCCAAACGGGACCAGAUGGAGUAUAUUUUCAGCGAAUGGGUUGGUAUUUAUAAGGCGCCUGGAGCAAUUGAUCGCACCUAUCACUCCUUCCUGAAGGACUUGCACCAGCGGCAGGUUAUGGACAACCAGGAAGACUCAGCCCUCUUCUUCCGCCUGAGCAUCGACAUUUCCGUCGCGAUCUUUGAGCAUGAGUCGCAGAACCCCAGCGGUAGCCUGGAUGAGGCAUUCCUCUACAUCGAUGCGCUCGCCAAGCUAGUCAUCCUGCUUGUCAAGUUCCAGGAUGAAAGCGCGGGAGCCGCGAAGACUAGCAAGUCUGAUUACUUCAACUCGAUCCUGUCGUUGCUUGUCCUUGUGCUGAACCAUCAUCACGUUAUGAGAGGUGAGACAUUCAACCAGCGGGUGUUCUUCCGGCUUUUUUCGAGCAUACUCUGCGAAUACUCCAUCAAUGGACUCCAGCACACCGAACAACACCAGGACAUGAUGUUCGCUCUUGCCAACAAAUUCCUGUCUCUGCAACCGAAGUACAUCCCAGGGUUCGUGUACGGAUGGCUUUCGUUGGUCUCGCACAGGUUCUUCAUGUCUGGGAUGCUUAACAUGCCGGAGCGAACCGGCUGGGGGCCAUAUUGUGAAAUCAUGCAAGCCCUACUGGCUUACAUCGGGGAGCAGCUGAAGCCUGCCAAUAUCUCCUAUGUUGCGAAGGAUCUGUACAAGGGUGUUCUUCGCAUCCUGCUCAUUCUGCACCACGAUUUCCCUGAAUUCGUGGCGGAGAACCAUUUCCAAUUCUGCAACGUCAUCCCAGCCCACUGUGCUCAGCUUCGCAACCUUGUCUUGAGCGCUUACCCGUCGUCGUUCCACAAACUACCCGACCCUUUCCGGGAAGGUCUCAAGGUGGAACGCUUAGAGGAGAUGCGGGAAGCCCCGAGAAUCGCGGGUGACAUUGCCGCUCCCUUGCAGCGUGCCAACAUCAAGAGUGUGGUUGACAGUGCACUUCAGAGCAGCUUGUCUGAGCCCGCUCUCCAGCAGAUCUGUGAUGCUGUGUACAAUCCCCAGACGAAAGAAACCGGGCUCUUUUAUACUCCUAUCAACGUGAACGUUGUCCUGCUGAAUGCUCUGGUUCUCUAUGUUGGACAAGGCGCCGUCUCCGCCAAUGCUUCCAAGGGAAACAUCCGCGCCGCCUUCGACAAUUCGCCGAAUUCCGCGUUCUUGGAGACGCUAGCUAAGGCGUUGCGCCCUGAGGCUCGUUACUACCUACUGAGCGCAAUGGCGAACCAGCUCCGAUACCCCAACAGCCAUACAUACUUUUUCAGCUUCGCAAUUCUCCGGUUGUUUGGGGCGGACUAUUCGGAACAGGACGAGUCCGACAUCAGACAGCAGAUCAUCAGGGUUCUCCUUGAACGGCUCAUCGUCCACCGUCCUCAUCCCUGGGGAUUGAUCAUCACUCUGCAGGAACUGCUCCAGAACCGGAGCUAUACCUUCUUCCGCCUCCCCUUCAUUCAGGCUGCGCCUGAGAUUGGUCGUCUUUUCGAUGCCCUCCUGCAGCAUAUUCAACAACAAAGUCCUAGAGCAUUGGCCUAG
Molecule: messenger RNA, 6285 nt
Organism: Aspergillus terreus NIH2624
Lineage: Eukaryota; Fungi; Ascomycota; Eurotiomycetes; Eurotiales; Aspergillaceae
Product: CCR4-NOT core subunit CDC39
Exons: 3
Coding region: 1-6285 (2094 amino acids)
Biological process (GO): nuclear-transcribed mRNA catabolic process, deadenylation-dependent decay
Cellular component (GO): CCR4-NOT core complex; P-body
Molecular function (GO): molecular adaptor activity
Source: RefSeq, a predicted model, not a curated record